UUAUUUAUAUAUUCAUUUAGUUGAACGAAUUUAUUACAUGUUGGGAUUUCAUGUAGACAAUUGCUACUCUUAAAUGAGACUGGACUCUGGAGCAUGUCUAAGGUAUUCGGAACUUUUAAUUAAUUGGUGAUUAGGUUUCGUUCUCUUCUCGUUAUAUUAAUUAGCGGCUUUCUCAAAUCUCCGUUCAACUCAGCAAUCUGUCAUGACGACGGGACGACUCUGCUUCAUCCUGCCCAUCGACGCCGACGAUAUCGCCAACAAGACCAAAACCCCUCCUUCAAAAUACCCAGGUGGAACUAACCUUAGUCUCUCCGACCUUGCCCUCCGUUCCCUCGACUGUUUCUGCAGCCGCCGAUGUCCCAACCUCAGCUGCUUCCAACCCAAGCCUGACCACUACUCUGAAUUCCAUGACGCCGACGGCGUGACCUACGAUGUGCUAUCUUCCAAGAAAAACGGCGGCCCCAGGAUAUUCAGCUAUGCCGAGCUCUACAUCGGCACCAAGGGCUUCAGCGAUAAGGAAGUCCUCGGAAGCGGCGGCUUUGGCCGUGUUUACAGAGCCAUCCUCCCUAGCGACGGCUCCAUCGUCGCCGUGAAAUGCGUCGCCGGAGGCAGAAAUCACCAGUUCGAAAAGUCCUUUGCCGCGGAGCUUGUAGCGGUAGCGCAGCUCCGCCAUCGGAACCUCGUCCGCCUUCGCGGCUGGUGCUCUCACGACCACCAACUUCUCCUCGUCUACGACUACAUGCCGAAUCGCAGUCUCGACCGCCUCCUUUUCGUUCCUUCUCCGACGACGCUAGGAUGGGAUCGUCGGCGGCAGAUCGUGGCCGGGCUUGCUACGGCUCUCUUCUACUUGCACGAGCAACUCGACACGCAGAUAAUCCACCGGGAUGUAAAGGCUAGUAAUGUCAUGCUUGACUCCGGCUACAACGCGAGGCUGGGAGACUUCGGUCUCGCCCGCUGGAUAGAACACGGCGAGGCUGAUCAUCCGAUUAAACAGCAGACGGCGUCGAUUCGCUCGGGGUCCUCUAGCAAUUAUGAGUUCCGAAUCACUGAUACCAGCCGAAUUGGAGGAACAAUCGGGUACCUUCCACCGGAAAGCUUCCAGCGUCGUGGCGGUGCCACGGCGAAGUCCGAUGUCUUCAGCUUCGGCGUCGUGGUGCUCGAGGUAGCCACAGGUCGGCGUGCCGUCGAUCUUGCGUAUUCUGACGACAAGAUAUCCAUGCUUGAUUGGGUGCGGCGGCUCGCUGACGAUGGGGAAUUGCUUAGCGCUGGUGACAAGCAGCUUCCAGACGGAAGCUACCCGCUGCCAGAAAUUGGGCGGCUUCUCCACCUCGGCCUCCUUUGCUCUCUUCAUGAUCCCCAGUCCCGACCCACCAUGAAAUGGGUCAUGGAGAUCCUCGUCAGCGACACCGUCGGCGACCUCCCGGCGCUCCCAUCCUUCCACUCGCAACCCCUAUAUAUAUCUCUCUCGUCCUCCUCCGCGACAACAACCACUGGCACUGUCUUCUCAUCAAACUACCUCACUGCAAUGGGCUCCACUGUUUUCCUUACUGCCAACGACGAAAAUAACAACAGCCAGCGAAAGGCCGUGCUUUUCCCUAAUGUCAACACCCCUCGCACCAUCUCCUACAAGGAAAUCGUAGAAAUUACCAACAAUUUCUCUGAAUCAAGGAUGGUGGCGGAGCUCGACUUCGGAACGGGUUACCACGGCUUGCUCGACAACCGCUUCCACGUCCUCGUCAAACGCUUGGGGAUGAAGACCUGCCCUGCCCUCCGCUUACGGUUCUCUGACGAGCUCUCCAAUCUUGGCCACCUCCGCCACCGCCACCUCGUCCAACUACGCGGCUGGUGCACGGAACAUGGUGAGAUGCUCGUCGUCUACGACUAUCCCUCUGGUGGCGUCCUCAGUCGCCGCCUUUUCUAUAGGCACAACUCCCCUGCCGCCGCAGUCCUUUCCUGGCGGCAGCGUUACCGCAUCAUAAAGGCGCUGGCUUCGGCUGUGCUUUACCUCCACGAAGAGUGGGACGAGCAAGUCAUCCACCGGAGCAUUACCUCUUCUUCCGUGUUCCUUGACCCGGACCUCAGCCCUCGACUCGGCUGCUUCGCGCUUGCCGAGUUCCUCUCCCGCAAUGAAAACGGCGGCCCCCAUGUCACAUCCACCGUCCGGAGCUCCUCGGCGCGGGGGAUAUUCGGGUACAUGUCACCGGAAUACAUGGAAACCGGAAAGGCGACAGCGGCGGCGGACGUGUACAGCUUCGGGGUUGUUGUGCUGGAGAUUGUGAGCGGCAGGCCCGCCGUGGAUCUUCGGAGGCCUGACGCGCUGUUGGUUAGGAGGUCGUGGGGAAUGGAGGCGAAGAGACGACCGGCGGAGGAGAUGGCAGACGAGAGAAUGGGGGGUAAUUUCGACAGGAAGGAGGUGGAGAGAAUGGUGAGGCUGGCGAUGGCGUGCACGCUGUCGAAGGCGGAUAGGAGACCGAACAUGAGGCAAAUAGUUAGCAUUUUGGAUGGGAACGAUGAGCUGCUGAGAAUGAUGGGGCACAAGAGGGAGGUAAAAGAAGAGUGGGAGGCUAAUAACGCCAAUGCGCUUGCUCUUGUUAGGAGAAUGAAAACUCUUGGCAUUAAUUGAUCAGCUUUUAAUCUCAUUUUAUAUUUUUCAUGGCUUUUUGUUUUUAUUUGAAUAUAGUUCGUGAGCUGUUUGUUUAAGAGCUUCAAAUAUAAUUUGUAAAGAGCUUUUGUAAAUAGUUUAAGCUUAUGAUA
Molecule: messenger RNA, 2754 nt
Organism: Dendrobium catenatum
Lineage: Eukaryota; Viridiplantae; Streptophyta; Magnoliopsida; Asparagales; Orchidaceae
Product: receptor like protein kinase S.2
Exons: 1
Coding region: 203-2623 (806 amino acids)
Biological process (GO): protein phosphorylation
Cellular component (GO): plasma membrane
Molecular function (GO): protein kinase activity; ATP binding
Source: RefSeq, a predicted model, not a curated record